UCUUGUUUUGUUUUAUAAUUAUAACUUAUAAGAGUCGCCUAGCACUAUCUUCUUUGAAGUAGUGAGUUUCUUUCUUAAUCAGGUGUAUUUAGAGUGGUUAUUUUACUACAGUUUUACUGUCCUUCAUGUUUUGACAAUACCUGCCAGCACUGCUUAAAUAAAAUAAAGGAUCUACCCUUCAGAUAUUUUACGAAGUUGUUGUUUCCUAACCUAUACAGUAGAUAGUCGGUUUUUGCUAUGUCGGUUCUUCGUAUUUUAAUACGAUUCAACAAGUUACAUUUUGGAAGGCUGGCUAUCGCAAACUCUAAAAUUAAUCCAAUUGGCAACUGUGGGGCCGCAGUUGUACACUCCUCUCUGCUAAGUCAGAUAAGAAAUCUGCCAAUCCGCACAUAUUGUGAAGAAAAGUCAGAAGAAAGUGAUGACCAGGCUAAGAAAAUAGUUGACUCAGCCAAGGAUAGAUCGAAGGUCAUUCCUGUAGAUGUUAGCAUACAGUACUUACAAAGCUCAGCAUACAAAACAACUUAUGGCGAAGACCCCGUUUGGACCCACUACCGAAGAAACCAUAAAGGUUCAAUUCCUCCAAAGAAAACCAGGAAGCGUUGCAUAAGACAAAACCAAAUCACAACUGGGAACCCUUGCCCUAUUUGCCGGGAUGAAUACUUAGUGUUGCACCCCAAAAACAUCAACCUUCUCAAACAGUUCAUAUCCCCUCAUACUGGAGAAACAUUAUCAUACAGAACCACUGGCCUGUGUCAGCAUCGCCACAAUGAAUUGUUGGUAGCCAUACUGCAAGCUAAAGACUUAGGCUUGAUCACAUUUGACCUACCAUUUCAUGAAUAUGACUACUCAGAAUACGUCAGUAAGGAAACAUUAAAAAGUCAGUAA
This is a messenger RNA of Macrosteles quadrilineatus (aster leafhopper), 885 nucleotides long. It is a transcript of the gene mRpS18B, whose product is annotated as 28S ribosomal protein S18b, mitochondrial. Lineage: Eukaryota; Metazoa; Arthropoda; Insecta; Hemiptera; Cicadellidae. Gene Ontology annotation, cellular component: ribosome; mitochondrion. Bases 238 to 885 code for a protein of 215 amino acids. Gene Ontology annotation, molecular function: structural constituent of ribosome. The record is from RefSeq and is a predicted model, not a curated record. The transcript is spliced from 5 exons. Gene Ontology annotation, biological process: mitochondrial translation.